AUGAGUGCUACCACCAAACCAGCGGACGAGCGGGCGCCGCUACUCGGUCCACAACCAAGUACCGUAGAUGCAGGCAAUGAGUACCUCCCCGAAAGCGAGGUCGAGGAUGACUCGGGCCGUAUCUCCGUAGUAAGAGCGGCGAUAUGUGUCGUCGCAUUGGGAUCAUUGAUCUUUUUACAAGCUACAAAUAUCUCGCUUCUUACCACAACACAAUCUACUAUUGCAGCCGAUCUUGAUGCUUUUGAGAAAACAAGCUGGUUCACAUCAGCAUAUCUUAUCGCUGUAUCGUCUACAUCGCCAUUGACUGGAAAGCUCAGUCAACUCUUCAGCCCGAGAAACUGUAUCAGCGGCAGUGCUAUCAUCCUUGGAUUAGGUGCCCUGUUUACUAGUUUCGCGCAAACCUUCGCCAGCUUUAUCAUUGGACGUAUCAUUACCGGUAUCGGGGCUGCUGGAGUCUUUACAGUUUCCAUCAUUGUUGUGCUCGAGCUCAGUGGUCCCACCAAGCGUGGAGCUGUAAUUGGGCUCUUGAACUCUGGAUUUACUGUUGGUGUUGCGGUUGGAGCGACUGUGGCAGGUGCAUUAGUGAACAAAGUUGGUUGGAGAGCGCUUUUCUGGAUGCAAACGCCGCUUGCUAUUGUCGCUGGUACAGCGCUCUACUUGGCAAUCCCGACUCAAUUCUCUGCUGCUAGAGGCAACAGUAAAGAGAGCAGCUGGAAGAAGCUAGGAGCAUUGGACUAUCUUGGUGCUCUUACCUUGACUGUGGGUAUCGUUCUGCUUCUCGCAGCACUGUCGAACCCUCGCCGCAUUCCUGUCUUGCCUAUUGUCUUUAGUGUCAUCGCUCUUGCGACGUUCGUCCUCAACGAAUUGUAUCUGGCUGGCGAUCCUAUCAUUCCGGUCACACUGCUCAAGUCUCGAGGCAUGGCAUUUACUUGCUUGGGUACGGUUGGCUUCAUGAUGGCUCGCUGGAGUGUCCUUUUCUUUACACCUACCUACACUCUCGCAGUACGUGGCUGGGCUCCUGCCGCUGCAGGCAGCAUACUGAUCGCUACGAACGGCGGUUUUGCACUUGGAGGCAUUCUUGUUGGUGUCUUCCACAUUCGGCGUCCGGGUAGUUUCUACAUUGCCUGUGUGACGGUAUACCUCUUGUUCCCUAUCACUCUUGUGGGCAUCGCCAUGCUUUCAACUGCUGCAGCGUCUUCGGCUCUGUACAUUCUGCUGCUGUUCUUGAAUGGUCUCACCGUUGGCGCGGCGAUGAACUACACACUUGCUCAUCUUCUGCAUCUGACACCAGCUUCGACGCAUUACAUUGCUACCUCACUCAUUGCCACCUUUAGAGGCUUCGCUGGAUCUUUCGGCUCAGCCAUUGGUGGUGGAUUGUUUACCCGCCUGUUGAGAAAGUCGUUGGAAGACAAGUUUGACGACAGCGAUGCUGACCUUAUUCGCCGGCUUUUGGGCAGCCCAGCUAUGGUCAGUAUGUUGAAGGGAGCGAAGAAAGCCAAGGCUGUUGCUGGUUACGAAGAUGCCUUGAGAGGGCUGUUCUUGGCCGCUGCUGGCCUUGGACUCAUCAUGGUGCUCGUGCAAGCGGCGACCGGUUGGAAGGGUGUCGAAGAUGAGCCCAAGAGUCAGGAGGGUGAGGAGGAAGUCACGCAAUAG
Messenger RNA from Aureobasidium melanogenum CBS 110374, 1653 nucleotides. RefSeq names its product putative major facilitator superfamily transporter. NCBI's taxonomy places the organism in Eukaryota, Fungi, Ascomycota, Dothideomycetes, Dothideales, Saccotheciaceae. Bases 1 to 1653 code for a protein of 550 amino acids. The transcript is spliced from 2 exons. The record is from RefSeq and is a predicted model, not a curated record. Gene Ontology annotation, biological process: transmembrane transport; basic amino acid transport. Gene Ontology annotation, cellular component: fungal-type vacuole membrane. Gene Ontology annotation, molecular function: basic amino acid transmembrane transporter activity.